Messenger RNA from Mastomys coucha (southern multimammate mouse), 1383 nucleotides. RefSeq names its product CD2 cytoplasmic tail binding protein 2 (gene Cd2bp2). The transcript is spliced from 7 exons. The coding region runs from base 208 to 1236 and encodes 342 amino acids. NCBI's taxonomy places the organism in Eukaryota, Metazoa, Chordata, Mammalia, Rodentia, Muridae. Gene Ontology annotation, molecular function: protein binding. The record is from RefSeq and is a predicted model, not a curated record. Gene Ontology annotation, cellular component: U5 snRNP.
CGGCCUGGGCUAAAGGUACACAUCCGCCCUUUUUGAAUGGAAGUGAAGCCACUUCCGGGCCCUAUGUCGGUCUCCACAGUCUUUUUCCGGGUGGUGAAAGCGGGUGCCCCGGAUGUAAUACCGGCGAAAGCAUCUUUCCUUUUCUUCCCCGCCUAACCCUGGGUUCCUAGGUGAGCGCCGGCGGCUGGAGGAAAUCGACAGCCAGUCAUGCCAAAGAGGAAAGUGACUUUUCAGGGUGUUGGAGAUGAGGAUGAUGAAGAUGAAAUCAGUGUUCCCAAAAAGAAGCUGGUGGACCCUGUGGCUGGAGCAGGUGGUCCUGGGAGCCGCUUCAAAGGCAAACACUCUUUAGACAGUGAUGAAGAGGAUGAUGAUGAGGAGGGGUCCAGCAAAUAUGAUAUUCUGGCCUCAGAGGAUGUAGAAGGUCAGGAAGCAGCUACUCUCCCUAGUGAGGGGGGUGUGAGGAUCACACCCUUCAACCUGCAGGAAGAGAUGGAGGAAGGCCACUUUGAUGCUGAUGGCAACUACUUCCUGAACCAGGAUGCGCAGAUCCGAGACAGCUGGCUGGACAACAUUGACUGGGUGAGGAUCAAGGAACGGCCACUCGAUAAGCAGCAGGUUUCAGACUCAGAGGAGGAAGACAGCCUGGGCCAGACUCCAAUGAGUGCCCAAGCACUCUUGGAGGGACUUUUGGAGUUGCUAUUGCCAAGAGAGACAGUGGCUGGGGCACUUAGGCGGCUGGGGGCCCGAGGAGGAGGCAAAGGGAACAACAGCAAGGGGACUGGACGGCCCAAUUCCCCCCAGCGUCUAGACCGGCUAUCUGGGUUAGCUGAUCAAAUGGUGGCUCGAGGCAACCUUGGUGUAUACCAGGAAACAAGGGAACGGUUAGCUAUGCGACUGAAGGGUUUGGGGUGUCGGACCCAGGGAUCCCAUGACCCCACACCUCCGCCCUCCCUGGACAUGUUUGCUGAGGAAGUAGCAGAGGGUGAACUGGAAACCCCAACCGCUACCCAUAGAGAAGAGGCAGAGUCAGCAGGAGAUGGUCUGAUGGAUGUGAUGUGGGAGUAUAAAUGGGAGAACACAGGGGAUGCUGAGCUGUAUGGACCCUUCACCAGUGCCCAGAUGCAGACCUGGGUGAGCGAAGGUUACUUCCCAGAUGGUGUUUAUUGCCGGAAGCUGGACCCUCCAGGUGGUCAGUUCUACAAUUCCAAGCGCAUUGAUUUUGAUCUCUACACAUGAGCCUGCUAAGGGCCCAGUAUGGCAGCCCCUUCUUUCUUGGACUUGGCAGAGGAGGCUCCAGCUGCCUUGGGCAGUGAGGAUAUUGGAGGCCACUAAAAGCCAUUGUCUGUUUCCCAAUAAAAGCCUUGACUGUGCUGAUGGCCAAGA